Messenger RNA from Musca domestica (house fly), 1545 nucleotides. RefSeq lists its product as uncharacterized. The coding region runs from base 50 to 1444 and encodes 464 amino acids. The transcript has 5 exons. Lineage: Eukaryota; Metazoa; Arthropoda; Insecta; Diptera; Muscidae. The record is from RefSeq and is a predicted model, not a curated record.
CAAACUACUUGUUUACCUCUAGUGUGUGUGUUAAACGUCGUCGGUGAAAAUGAAUUUCGCGCAAUCAUUCAUACUCAGUUAUGUCUUUUUUCUACAUGUAAACAACAUUUGUUGUGAACAUGGAGAGGAUUCAUGGCUGGAGCCGGAUGCUUGGACUUUGGAGCAAUUAAAUGAUGUAUCUAGCUGCAAGUGUCAAUUGGAUUCCUCCGAUGCCUCACAAAUUCAUCCGAUUCCUGAAAAAGUAUCAACUGAUGAGGUAGCCUUUGUGUAUUUUAAGAAAUUAAUUUCUGUUCUUUUCGACCGCAAGCACUUAAUGUUUGACGCCUCACUUCAGAGAUAUGAGAGGUCGAUGUCAUUUUCACUUCAAUUGUCUCAAUUGGAAAAAUUGGAACGCUUACAAGAUCCGAGGGAUUUGGACAACGUCCUAAUGGAAAUAUUUGAAAAUACUAGGCACGUGCCAAAUUCGUUCAAUCAGUGCGCCUCUCCUACUUCUGAAGCAGCCGGUUUUGUUGAAUUGAUUGCUGAUAUCUUAAGGGAUGUGUGGCACCUCACACAAACGUCAGAAAUUCGUUUUCUCCUAAUUGUUUUAAUUGUGGUUUUGUGUGGAUGGCUUUUGAACAAACGUUUUCGAAUUGGUUUAUUGGCACUGCUUGGUGGAGGCCUGUUUGUGUUUGGAUAUUUGCACACGUACUUGGAGUGCAAUAGGGAGUUAGAAGUUAAUGAAAUGCUCGAAGUGUUGAAUCGAAAUAAGCUAUCGCAGGGCGAAGAAGAAAAGUCGCAUUUUUUUGAAUAUAUUAAAGGUUUUCUUCCAUUUUCAAAGUCAGAAAGUAUUGACAACAAAGAUCUUUUGAGGAAAUCAACAAAAAUAUCUUUAGGCUUUUGCCGGCCCGAUCAUGUUCUAAUUAUGUACUUCAAUGAUAUAUUUUUGAAAUACCUGGAAGUUCUAUUGGAACAAUGCACAAAAACCUUAACAUCUUUACGGGAGAAUUUAUCAUUCCCUUCCUACAUAGUAGCGUCAAUUUUUUUAAUAAGUAUUAUUGGAUUUGUCAUUAAAUUAACCUUUCAGUACAUACUGAGCCCAGCAGUUUGGUCAAAUAUAUUACACAGUGGGUCUGAUAAACAUCGGACACAUCGUUAUAGUAAUAAUGCAGCUUUAGUACAGGGAAGCGCAAAUACCGGAGGCGACCAAAUAUCGGGGGAAAAUCUAAAGCUAUUGUUAAAUGCCAUAAAUACAGCUCCUCUUCGGCAGUUGCCAAUGAACGCCGUGUCAGGCGUACAGGAGGUGAAGGAAUGUAUAGAAGCUCCCCAAAGUUGCGAGGAUGUAAAACCCAUUAUUAUCCAAAAGAAGAAUCCUCCUACUAGCCAGGAUAAUAACAAUAUGCAGAAAGAGCAGGCUGGUAAAACUUUCUUAAAUGUAACACUAGAGGAUAUGGCUGACGAAUAGUAAUGAGCUUUUAUUGUUAACCAUUAUUUAUUUAUAACUAGUUGAUAAGAUAAUGUUUUAUACUUUUAAUUUUUUCGAAUAAACGUUUUAUGCUUUUGUAA